Molecule: messenger RNA, 2845 nt
Organism: Physeter macrocephalus (sperm whale)
Lineage: Eukaryota; Metazoa; Chordata; Mammalia; Artiodactyla; Physeteridae
Gene: WNT5A
Product: Wnt family member 5A
Exons: 5
Coding region: 952-2094 (380 amino acids)
Biological process (GO): neuron differentiation; cell fate commitment; multicellular organism development
Cellular component (GO): extracellular region
Molecular function (GO): frizzled binding; cytokine activity
Source: RefSeq, a predicted model, not a curated record
GGAGACAGUGUCUCCCCUGGGGCAGUCGCGCAUCGUCCCCGAACCCACUGGAGGCAGAACUUUCGGGGACAACUUUUACCCAGUUUGCUCCCCCUUUUUGCCAAACCCUAAAAUGAAAGGACAAAAGUUGGCGCUGACUCUUGCAGCUCGGAUGGCGACUUGUGCGUUUUCAGCGGCAUCUCCCGGAGAAAAACCCAUGCGCGCCUGAUUGUUCUGUGGCCCCCAAGCUGCAGUGCGUGUGGGUGUGUGUGUGUUUGGGUGUGUGUCUGUGUGUGUACACAGACGUCCACACACUCACUCGCGGCCGCAGGAUCAGCGCCUGGAAGCAGACGUUUCGGCCGCAGACUUGGAGAGGAGGAGCUGGAGAUCAGGAGGCGUGAGCCGCCAGGAGUCUGCAGAAUCCGUGGUGUGAAUGAACUGGGGGCACCUGGGCUCACGGAUCGCCUCCCCCACCCCACCCCCCGCCCCGGGCCAGAGUUGAGUUGUGGGGCAUUUUUUUCACCCUCUUGUGAAGAAUUUUUUUUUUUAUUUGUUGUAAAGUCUUUUGCACAAUCACGCCCACAUUUGGGGUUGGAAAGCCCUAAUUACCGCCGUCGCUGAUGGACGUUGGAGAGGGAGCGCCUCGCCGCGAAACAGUCGCCUGCGCGCCCUCGCCGGACCCGCGGCUCCCUUGUUGCGCGCCGGCCGGGCCCUGUUCCUGCUGCCGGCAGGCGGACUUCGGCGCCCCUCUGUUCACGGACGCAUCCCAGCGCUGCUCCGGCUCAGGCACCCAGACUCGGACGCCAGUGACCGCUUGGGCUCCAAUCCCCUGAGCCUGCCCGACGCGCCCUGGAGGAGCACGCAGCUCUGCGCCGGAUCGUCCCUCCAGGCUUAACCCGGCCGCUCCGCUCAGAUUCUUCGGUUGCCCUCGCUCUUGCGGCGACUUCCUCCCCGCGCCCCCUCCCCCUCGCAAUGAAGAAGUCGAUUGGAAUAUUAAGCCCAGGAGUUGCUUUGGGGACGGCUGGAAGGGCAAUGUCUUCCAAGUUCUUCCUAAUGGCUUUGGCCAUAUUUAUCUCCUUCGCCCAGGUCGUAAUAGAAGGCAAUUCUUGGUGGUCGCUAGGUAUGAAUAACCCUGUUCAGAUGUCAGAAGUAUAUAUCAUAGGAGCACAGCCUCUGUGCAGCCAACUGGCAGGACUUUCUCAAGGACAGAAGAAACUAUGCCACUUGUAUCAGGACCACAUGCAGUACAUCGGAGAGGGCGCGAAGACAGGCAUCAAAGAAUGCCAGUAUCAGUUCCGACACCGGAGGUGGAACUGCAGCACCGUGGAUAACACCUCAGUCUUCGGCAGGGUCAUGCAGAUAGGCAGCCGCGAGACGGCCUUCACGUACGCGGUGAGCGCCGCGGGGGUGGUCAACGCCAUGAGCCGCGCCUGCCGCGAGGGCGAGCUGUCCACCUGUGGCUGCAGCCGCGCCGCGCGCCCCAAGGACCUGCCGCGGGACUGGCUGUGGGGCGGCUGCGGCGACAACAUCGACUACGGCUACCGCUUCGCCAAGGAGUUCGUGGACGCGCGCGAGCGGGAGCGCAUCCACGCCAAGGGCUCCUAUGAGAGCGCACGCAUCCUCAUGAACCUGCACAACAACGAGGCCGGCCGCAGGACGGUGUACAACCUGGCGGACGUGGCCUGCAAGUGCCACGGGGUGUCAGGCUCGUGCAGCCUGAAGACGUGCUGGCUGCAGUUGGCCGACUUCCGCAAGGUGGGCGACGCCCUGAAGGAGAAGUACGACAGCGCAGCGGCCAUGCGGCUCAACAGCCGGGGCAAGCUGGUACAGGUCAACAGCCGCUUCAACUCGCCCACCACGCAGGACCUGGUCUACAUCGACCCCAGCCCCGACUACUGCGUGCGCAACGAGAGCACCGGCUCGCUGGGCACACAGGGCCGCCUGUGCAACAAGACGUCCGAGGGCAUGGACGGCUGCGAGCUCAUGUGCUGCGGCCGUGGCUACGACCAGUUUAAGACGGUGCAGACCGAGCGCUGCCACUGCAAGUUCCACUGGUGCUGCUACGUCAAGUGCAAGAAGUGCACGGAGAUCGUGGACCAGUUCGUGUGCAAGUAGUGGGCACCCCGCCGCCCGCCUGUCACCCAGCCCCGCUCCCAGGACCCACUUAUUUAUAGAAAGUACAGUGAUUCUGUUGUUGUUGUCUUUAAUACUGUUUUAUUUUUUGUCCCCAAGAAUUGCAACCGGAACCAUGUUUUUUUUCUGUUCCCAUCUGAGAACUCUGUGGUUUAUUAUUAAUAUUAUAAUUAUUAUUUGGCAAAAAGGGGGGGGGUGGGAACCAAGAAAAUAUUUAUUCUGUGGAUCAUUGAAAAGGUAAGACAAGACUUCUUUUGCUGGUAUAUAGGAUGAGGGGGGAAUAACGCACACCUUAAGUUAGAUGUGUGCACAUCUGGAAGGUCAAGGAAACACUGUUUUCUUUGUCUCAACUAUGGGGUCAUAUGGGACAGGUAGCAUCCAGCUGCAAGAGGGUGGCACAGAUCUAUGCAUGAUUUAGCUCCUGUGACUAAAAGGAAUUCGGUGCUCUGGUGAAAGUUGAAAGGUCUUGAGAAAAAAACAAAAAAAUGAGACACCCCCCCCCCCACCGCCCCUUUCUCAGGGGCUGCCAGCCUGAAACAUUUCCAAAAUGGUAUUUAAGAGCAAAAAUCUCAUAUCCCUUAAAGAAAAAAGGUUUAUCACGUGUCGCACUGUUCUCAAACAUUCCAUCUACAGAUGGUCCAUUCUACUAGCUACUGAAACUUGGGGAGCAGGGAGGGAAGCCCCAGACAUUUAAAAAAAAAAAGAGAAAACUUUAAAACUCCUUAUAUUAAGU